Messenger RNA from Pipistrellus nathusii (Nathusius's pipistrelle), 1800 nucleotides. The record is from the annotation of a GenBank genome assembly. NCBI's taxonomy places the organism in Eukaryota, Metazoa, Chordata, Mammalia, Chiroptera, Vespertilionidae.
AUGGUUUUCCCGCGGGUUUGUGCUGCGCGGCGGCUCGGACGCGCCGUGGCUCGCGGGCUCUCGCUCCCGGAGCCCUCCCGCCCCCGCCUCUGCAGCUCCGGCCCUCGCGGCGCCCGCGACGAAGCCCCCGAGGCGCGCGCCUACUUCACGACGCCCAUCUUCUACGUGAACGCGGCGCCGCACAUCGGGCACCUGUACUCGGCGCUGCUGGCGGACGCGCUGUGCCGCCACCGCCGCCUGCGGGCUCCCGGCGCCGCCGCCGCCGCCGCCGCCACGCGCUUCUCCACCGGGACGGACGAGCACGGCCUGAAGAUCCAGCAGGCGGCCGCCGCGGCGGGCCUGCCUCCGGCCGAGCUGUGCGACCGCGUCUCGGCCCAGUUCCGGCGGCUUUUCCGCGACGCCGGCGUCUCCUCCACCGACUUCAUCCGCACCACCGAGGCGCGGCACCGCGCGGCCGUGCAGCACUUCUGGGCGGCGCUGCGGGCGCGGGGGCUGCUCUACAAGGGCCUCUACGAAGGUUGGUACUGCGCCUCGGACGAGUGCUUCCUGCCCGAGGCCAAGGUCAGCCGGCAGCCCGGGCCGUCGGGGGCCCCGUGUCCGGUGUCUGCCGAGAGCGGGCACCCCGUCUGCUGGACCAAGGAGGAAAACUACAUCUUCAGGCUGUCCCGGUUCCGGGAGCCGCUGCAGCGCUGGCUGCGGGACAACCCGCAGGCCAUCACCCCCGAGCCCUUUCGGCGCACGGUCCUGCAGUGGCUGGAGGAGGACCUGCCGGACCUGUCGGUCUCUCGCAAGAGCAGCCACUUGCACUGGGGCAUUCCGGUGCCCGGGGACGAUUCGCAGACCAUCUACGUGUGGCUGGAUGCCCUGGUCAACUACCUCACUGUGGUCGGCUACCCCGGGGCCGAGUUCAAGUCCUGGUGGCCCACCACCUCUCAUGUCAUAGGCAAGGACAUCCUCAAGUUCCAUGCCAUCUACUGGCCGGCCUUGCUCUUAGGAGCCGGCCUGAGCCCGCCACACCGCAUCUAUGUCCACUCCCACUGGACCGUCCGUGGCCAAAAGAUGUCCAAGAGCUUGGGCAACGUAGUGGACCCCAGCAGUUGCCUCGACCGCUAUACUGUGGAUGGCUUCCGCUACUUCCUCCUGCGCCAGGGCGUCCCCAACUGGGACUGCGACUACUAUGAGGAGAAGGUGGUGAAGCUGCUGGACUCCGAGCUGGCGGAUGCGCUGGGAGGCCUCCUGAACCGAUGCACUGCCCAGAGAAUGAACCCUUCGGGGACCUACCCGGCCUUCUGCGCCACCUGCUUCCCCAGGGAGCCGGGGCUGGCGGGGCCCUCAGCCCGCGCUGGGGCGGAGGACUAUGCCCUGGUGAGUGCCGUGGCCGCCUUGCCCAGGCAGGUGGCAGACCACUACGCGGACUUUCAGAUCUACAAGGCCCUGGAGGCAGUGUCCAGCUGUGUCCGGCAGACCAAUGGCUUCGUCCAAAGGCACGCACCCUGGAAGUUGAGUUGGGAGAGCCCAGUGGAUGCUCCCUGGCUCGGUACUGUGCUCCACGUGGCCUUGGAAUGUUUGCGGAUCUUUGGAACUUUGCUGCAGCCUGUCACCCCAAGCCUGGCUGACAAGCUGCUGUCCAGGUUGGGGGUCUCUGCCACAGAGAGAGGCCUGGGAGAGCUCGCCUUCUUGCCUCGAUUCUACGGACAUCCCUGCCCUUUUGAAGGGAGAAAGCUGGGACCGGAAACUGGGCUCUUGUUUCCUCGCCUGGACCAGUCCAGGGCCUGUCUGGUGAAAGCCCAUAGGACCUAG